Molecule: messenger RNA, 930 nt
Organism: Talaromyces marneffei
Lineage: Eukaryota; Fungi; Ascomycota; Eurotiomycetes; Eurotiales; Trichocomaceae
Exons: 1
Coding region: 1-930 (309 amino acids)
Source: RefSeq, a predicted model, not a curated record
AUGCAGUUCGGCAAAUCAGUUGGAACAGCGUGCAGUACCUUCGCUAUAACCAAUAUCGACGACCUCUUCGUCCUCGUAACUUUCUUCGCCGAAGCAACCACCAGCACCACCCUCUCCCCCCUCAAGAUCACCAUCGGCCAAUUCCUCGGCUUCACGAUAAUCGUAAUCAUCAGCAUGAUCGGGUUUGGCGUCUCGCUCGCCAUUCCCUCUGAACCGAUUGGCUUCCUCGGUCUCUUGCCUAUAUUGCUCGGAGUAUGGAAAUUACUCGAGGUUGUCUUCCCUCCUGAGGAGGAAGAAGAAGGAGCAGCGGCAGGAUCGAGGAUUGCGAGUAUGAAGAGCAUAUUCAAAGUCGCGGCUAUCACCGUGAUGAAUGGGGGAGACAAUAUCGGAACAUACGUUCCUCUGUUUUCGCAAGCAAAGGGCGCAGAGAUAGCGGUUUAUGUGGUUGUGUACUACAUCCUGCUCGGCGUGUGGUGCUUGGCGGCAUGGUUGUUAAUGGGGCAGAAGUAUGUUCUACGGUUGGCGGAGAAGUAUAUCGCCUGGGUGAUUCCGUUCCUCUACAUGGGCCUCGGGAUUUACAUCACCGUCAAGUCGGACUGCUACCCGUGGUCUAUCGAACAUAUUGAUAACCGGUUCUUGGCGAACCCGGGGGAGACUAUUAUGGCUAUUAUUUCUGCCGCGGUGCUUUCGGCGGCCAUCGGAACGAUGCUUUGGGUUAAGUUGCGGAAGAAGGCACUACAGUCUGAGUCUGCCCAGCAGAUGACCGAUGCUGAGGAUCCGCUGGAUAAGAAUGCAAGCCCUCCUUUAGAUCGCGCGGUUGAUGAUGAUGCACAUGCAGACAGCGACACGAUUGGCAUAGUAGGGGUAGAUAAUAUAUUACCAGUGGACGAUACACUUCGCAAGGGUGGGAACAAGGAUCAACAAACCUAA